AUGAGCACCGGUUUCGAGGGCUACGAAGGGCACUCCCAUGAGGACCACUACCCUCACCACCACCACGAGGAGCACAAAGUAAAGGAAAUUGUUAUAGAGAAGAAGGUCAAGGUACCUUACCCAGUAGAGAAGAAAGUUCACUACCCCGUGGAGAAAGAAGUGCCUUAUCCAGUCGAAAAGAAGGUUCCUGUGCCCUACGCAGUAGAAAAAAAAAUCCCCGUUCCAUACAAAGUGUACGUUAAAGUUCCAGUGCAUAUUCCCGCCCCAUAUCCAGUUGAAAAGAAGGUCCACUACCCAGUCCACGUUCCAGUGGAACGGCCAGUUCCCUACAAAGUCUACGUGCCAGCACCCUACCCCGUAGAGAAAAAGGUCCACUACCCCGUGAAAGUUCCAGUUCCACAACCGUUCCCCGUCGAGAAACACAUCCCAGUGCCUGUGAAGGUCCACGUUCCAUACCCCCAGCCAUACCCAGUCGAAAAAAAGAUCCCAGUGCCUGUAAAGGUUCAUGUUGACAGGCCCGUUCCAGUUCCUGUCAUCAAACCUUACCCGGUUCCAGUCGAGAAAAAGGUUCCCUAUCCAGUAGAACAUCCAGUUCCCUACCCCGUAAAGGUCCACGUUGAAAGGCCGGUUCCCUACACAGUAGAAAAAAAGGUUCCCUACCCAGUCAAGGUCCCCGUUCCAGCGCCCUACCCAGUUGAGAAAAAGGUUCCAGUUCCGGUUGAGAAACCUGUUCCUUACCCGGUCAAGGUUCCCUACGACCGCCCCGUUCCAGUUCAUGUUACCAAACAUGUUCCUUAUGAAGUUACCAAACACGUUCCCUACCCGGUCAAGGUUCCAGUUCCAUACAAGGUGGAACAUCACGAACAUCACGAACACCAUGAACACCACGAAGCGGAACACGGCCAUGAUUUCGGAGGACAUGAUUUUGGAGAGCAUGGGGAUUUUGGAGGGCAUAAUUUCGAGUCCCAUCAUGGUUAUUAA
Molecule: messenger RNA, 981 nt
Organism: Cotesia congregata
Lineage: Eukaryota; Metazoa; Arthropoda; Insecta; Hymenoptera; Braconidae
Source: the annotation of a GenBank genome assembly